Molecule: messenger RNA, 834 nt
Organism: Leptosia nina
Lineage: Eukaryota; Metazoa; Arthropoda; Insecta; Lepidoptera; Pieridae
Source: the annotation of a GenBank genome assembly
AUGAUUACGCUGUACCACUGGGACUUACCUCAGAAGCUACAGCUGCUAGGUGGAUGGACCAAUCCACACAUUGUUGAGUGUGCUCACUGGUUUGAGCCUGAAAAUGAAGAUCAUGUGGAAGCGGCUAACGAAGCUAACCAAUUUAACUGGGGUCAGUACACGCACCCCAUAUUUUCGGAAACUGGCGACUUUCCACCCGUCAUGAAGGAAAGAAUUGCUGCGAAUAGUAAGGCACAGGGCUUUGCAAGAUCUAGAUUGCCCGAAUUCACUCCUGAGGAGGUGGAAUACGUGCGUGGUACAUCGGACUAUUUCGGCUUAAACCAUUAUUAUGGAUCUUACGUAUAUAGAAACGAAACAGCGAUUGGUUAUUAUGAAGCACCAUCGCUUGCAGACGAUAUGGGUGUUGUAACUUUUAAUAAAGAAGAUGAACCGAACACUGUUGGUAAACCAUGGGCAUUUAAGAAAUUAUUGAAAUCAAUUAACGAACUGUACGGUAACCCACCAGUAUUUGUAACUGAGAACGGAAGAGGAAACGACGGCGGUUUGGUCGAUGAUGACCGUGUAAAAUACUAUAAGGGUUACCUUAGCGCGAUGUUGGAUGCCAUGGACGAAGGCUGCGAUGUUCGCGGCUACACUACCUGGAGUCUGAUGGAUAAUUUCGAGUGGCUGCAAGGUUACUCGAAUAAAUUCGGACUAUAUGAAGUGGAUAUGAACAGCCCUGAGCGCACGCGCACACCACGUAAAUCGGCAUACGUCUACAAGGAAAUUGUCCGAACUCGAUCCUUAGACAUGCAUUAUGAACCUGACAUGUCAAAGCCCAUUAGUAUAGAAUAG